Messenger RNA from Gavialis gangeticus (Gharial), 3535 nucleotides. RefSeq names its product ecto-NOX disulfide-thiol exchanger 1 (gene ENOX1). The record is from RefSeq and is a predicted model, not a curated record. The transcript is spliced from 17 exons. Bases 840 to 2711 code for a protein of 623 amino acids. Gene Ontology annotation, cellular component: plasma membrane; external side of plasma membrane. Gene Ontology annotation, molecular function: RNA binding; protein-disulfide reductase activity. NCBI's taxonomy places the organism in Eukaryota, Metazoa, Chordata, Crocodylia, Gavialidae. Gene Ontology annotation, biological process: ultradian rhythm.
CAGGUGUGUGUGUGUAGACUCAGACUCAGAAGUAGGUGGGUUUUGUGUGUAGACUCAGAUUCAGAGCAGUAGGUGAGUUUUGUGUGUAUCUGUGUGUGUAGACUCAGACUCUUAGAGAAGUAGGUGGGUUUUUUGUGUGUGUGUAGACUCAGAAGUAGGUGGGUUUUGCAUGUGUACGUGUGUGUGCACUCAGAGAAGUAGGUGAGUUGUUGUGUGUGUAUAGACUCGAAAGUAGGUGGUGGUGGGGGCUACAUCUUGCCUUGGCAAGGCAAGGGUCUUAAUGCUAGGUGUGAUACCUGCCUCCAGUUGCUCCUGGCUGUGAGGGUGGUUUGCUGUGGCGUGUGUGGCACGGAGAGAGCCCGCUUGCCUCUGGCACGCUCACUCUUUCUUUCAAACCCUCUGAGAGUUGCUCUGGGCAUCUUCCAAGGGGACACAGCGGCGACUUGUCUCCGGGUUGGGGGAAGGAAGGAGCUCUGCAGUCAUCCCAGUGAGCGAUGUGUUUUAUGUAUCGCUUGCCUUGCUCUCUAAGUUCUGCCAGGACGUCAUGGCUUUGAUGCCUGUUGUGGAAGCUCUUGGACAUUGAACUUGAAGCUUGAUUGUAUGCUCCAACAAACUUGGAGAAGAUCUACAAUACAAAGGAUUCGUCAUGAGAAUGUGUAACCUUCCUUCAGAAGUACAUUAAUGGGGCUGCUGAUAAGCAAUCUUCUUUUGUAAAGCACUUAAUGAACUGUUUGUGGACCCUACAUUCAAUGACAUCAAGUCUCAAGAUGUUACUAAUAUAUUAGUUAACACAUUCUUAGCUGAAGAAGUCAAAGAGCAACAAAAGGAUUGAUAAAACAAUGGCUGCAGCUGCUGACGGUUUGGGAAGUAUUGCUAUAGACACCACGCAACUUAACAUGUCAGUCACUGAUCCAACAGCUUGGGCUACUGCUAUGAAUAACCUGGGGAUGGUUCCAGUAGGAUUAGCAGGACAACAGCUUGUGACGGAUUCAAUCUGCGUAUCAGGCUUUGAUCCAAGCCUUAGCAUGAUGACUGGAAUAACUCCAAUUAACCCAAUGAUACCAGGCAUGGGGUUAGUACCGCCGCCACCACCAACCGAUGUGCCUGUAGUCAAAGAAAUAAUUCACUGCAAAAGCUGUACACUGUUCCCUCCAAACCCAAAUCUUCCACCACCUUCAACGAGAGAGAGACCUCCUGGGUGUAAGACUGUAUUUGUUGGAGGAUUACCAGAAAAUGCUACAGAAGAAAUUAUUCAGGAGGUCUUUGAGCAGUGUGGAGAUAUUACAGCAAUUCGAAAAAGCAAGAAGAAUUUUUGUCACAUUCGUUUUGCAGAGGAGUUCAUGGUUGAUAAAGCCAUUUUCCUUUCUGGUUACCGCAUGAGAUUAGGAUCUAGCACGGACAAAAAAGAUUCAGGUCGCCUUCAUGUCGAUUUUGCUCAGGCAAGAGAUGACUUUUACGAAUGGGAAUGCAAACAAAGAAUGCUGGCCAGAGAAGAACGUCAUAGGCGCAAAAUGGAAGAAGAUAGGCUACGGCCUCCAUCUCCUCCGGCAAUAAUGCAUUAUUCUGAACACGAAGCUGCUUUGCUGGCUGAAAAAUUGAAAGAUGAUAGCAAAUUUUCUGAGGCCAUCACAGUACUGCUUACCUGGAUUGAGCGAGGCGAGGUGAAUCGUCGCUCUGCAAACCAAUUCUAUUCAAUGGUGCAGUCAGCAAAUAGUCACGUCCGCCGCCUCAUGAAUGAAAAAGCAGCCCAUGAGCAAGAAAUGGAACAAGCCAAGGAGAGUUUUAAAAAUGCCUUAACAGGGAUCCUCACACAAUUUGAGCAGAUUGUGGCCGUUUUCAACGCUUCUACCAGACAAAAAGCUUGGGACCAUUUCUCGAAAGCUCAGCGAAAGAACAUAGACAUUUGGCGAAAGCAUUCUGAGGAGCUCCGGAAUGCUCACAGCGAACAGCUCAUGGGAAUCCGCCGGGAAGAGGAGAUGGAAAUGUCUGAUGAUGACAGUGGUGACAAUCCCAGUAAAAAGCUGCGAGUAGAUGAAUCAGCUCUAGCUGCCCAGGCUUAUGCACUUAAGGAAGAAAAUGACAGUCUCCGGUGGCAGCUGGAUGCUUAUAGAAAUGAGGUGGAGCUUCUAAAACAAGAGAAAGGGCAACUCUUUCGUACAGAAGAAAGCCUUACGAAGGACCAACAGCUACAAUUUCUACAGCAGACAAUGCAAGGCAUGCAACAGCAAUUGCUGAGUAUACAGGAAGAAUUAAAUAAUAAGAAAUCUGAACUGGAACAAGCGAAAGAAGAACAAACACAUACACAAGCAAUGCUUAAAGUUCUUCAGGAACAGUUAAAAAGUGCCAAGGAGUUAGCAGAAAUCAAUGGCCAUGACGAAUCUCAGGCAAAUGAAGUCAAUGUAUUGACAGUAGCAUUGGUCAACCAAGACAGAGAAAAAAAUUCUGAGAAGCGAAGCCAAGGUCUAAAAUCAGAGAAGGAAGCGCUGCUAAUAGGUAUCAUAUCCACGUUUCUUCAUGUCCAUCCUUUUGGAGCCAAUAUAGAAUAUCUUUGGUCUUAUAUGCAGCAGCUGGACUCUAGGAUCUCUGCAAAUGAAAUAGAAAUGCUUUUGAUGAGACUGCCACGCAUGUUUAAACAAGAAUUCACUGGUGUAGGAGCAACACUGGAAAAAAGGUGGAAGUUUUGUGCCUUUGAAGGAAUUAAAACAAUUUGACUCUUAGUAGUAAUGGAGCUAUGCAGAAAAAGAAAUCCUAGAGCAUGGCAGGGUACAAAGUAUUAAAAGUAAGAAAUUUGGUUUUGGCACAUAGAAGUACAUUUUCAGAGUUAUCCAACCCAAUUUUAGUUACAUUUGUGACGUUCUCUUGUGAGUGGAAAUGUAGUUGUGCACCAGUUCCUAAAAAUAAAAUUAAAAGGCGUUUCAAAAUGUGACAGAUUUGUUUCCUAUGAAAACUGAAGAAAGAUAUCACAAUUGUAAGAAUGUCAAGAUACUAAUGUGUGCUACAUCCAAGGGAAAGCUCAUUGAGCAAACAGUUAAGAAACAAGAUUGCCCAGGUAUGGUUGCUAAGCUACAGCAAUGUAUAUGUAAUAUAUAGUAGAACUCAUUAAGUUAUGUUACUGAAAGUCUUUCCGUUUAGUAAGAAAAUUAAGUAAUUUUACAGUGAAGAAAAGCAUACCAAAAGAAAACUUGAAGAUGUGUCUGAACAGUUAUUGUAUUUUGUAAAUUAAGUUAUAUGCUGUACCAGGGAUUUUUGCCUUAUUGAAAGAGGCCUAAAAAUGUGAUUGGACUCCUUGAGAAUGCUUUAUCAAGAAUAUUAUUUUUCUAAUGUAACUAUUCUCCAUUAUAAGUUCUUUUGACAUGGAUUGCAUAUCAAUUUUCAUAAACAUGUAAAUAAAGAGGAAACCAGUGUUACUGUAUUGUAUUUGGUAUGUAACAUUCAGGUUUAUGCAUCAAAAUAAAUAUUCAGUUGCAUUACUGUUACAGAUUUUAUAGCAAAUAUAUUAAUUUUUUUCAAUAAAUAUGACUUCUACCUUAUUGUU